This is a messenger RNA of Corvus hawaiiensis (hawaiian crow), 2091 nucleotides long. RefSeq names its product protein tyrosine phosphatase non-receptor type 7 (gene PTPN7). Gene Ontology annotation, molecular function: protein tyrosine phosphatase activity. The record is from RefSeq and is a predicted model, not a curated record. The coding region runs from base 569 to 1660 and encodes 363 amino acids. Lineage: Eukaryota; Metazoa; Chordata; Aves; Passeriformes; Corvidae. Gene Ontology annotation, biological process: protein dephosphorylation. The transcript is spliced from 11 exons.
ACGCGCUCCCGUGGAGGACGCUGGAAUAGCGAGCCGCUGCUCCCCGGAACAGCAAUCCGCGGAGCUGCUUCCCUCCGCUCCCGGCUCCGGGCUGUCCCCAGGCCGGCGGGCGGGUGGCUCGGGCCCCCCAGGUAAGGUGCCCCACCUCGGCUGUUCGCUGCCCCAGGCCGGCUCCGCGGGAUGCUCGGGAUGACCGCACCGUCCUCCUCUGCCCCGCCGGCAGCCGAUCGGCCAGUUCGCACAGCGUCUGCUCGGUCCCGAGGCAGCUGCUUCACCUUCAAGCCUGCGAGCGAUGUUUCGGCAGUGGAGGAGAUGGGCUAAUUUCCAAAAGCCUGCAGGACAUCCUGACUCCCAGUCGUGUCAACGGAAGCAGGACCAGCCCUUCCUGAGUGCCGGACCCAGAGGAGCCUGGGCCAUGGCACAUCUCUGGACUACAUCCCUACUUCCCUCCUGCGUUCCUUCUAUCCUGGCUGCUUUUCCUCUGAUGGCUCCAUGAUUUCCCAGGAGCUGAGGGCCCCCCGUGUCCCCCCGCUGUGCUUCAGGACGAGGGCUCCGUGGCUGCUGCAGCAUGGUCCAAGCCUGCUUGGUGUGCUCCAGAGUUCAUAGGGGCAGCCUGGCAGCCCAGGCAGCUGCAGCAGACAUGGACAAGCCAGACAAGCCCAGUCCCUCUGCCAAGAAGCACGUGCGCCUCCAGGAGAGGAGGGGCUCCAAUGUGUCACUAGUGCUGGACAUGAGCUCUCUAGGGAACGUGGAGCCCAUCCAGCCUGUCUGCACACCACGGGACAUCACGCUGAAGUUUCUGAGGACAUCCAGCCACGUGCUGAGGAAACAGGAGCUCCAGCAGCACGCCCAGAGCCUGGCACAGCUCCAGGAGGAGUUUUCGAAAAUCCCACCCAACUUCGUGAGUCCGGAGGAGCUGGAAAUCCCUGGACGUGCCUUCAAGGACAGAUACAAAACCAUUCUCCCCAAUCCUGAGAGCCGGGUCUGCCUCAGGAGGGCCAGGAACCAGGAGGAAGAGAGCUACAUAAAUGCCAACUACAUCACGGGCUACGCGGGGCGGCCCCGGGAGUACAUUGCCACGCAGGGACCCUUGCUGAACACCGUGACCGACUUCUGGGAGAUGGUGUGGCAGGAGGAGGCGCCUCUCAUCGUCAUGAUCACCGAGCUCCAGGAGCGCAAGGAGAAAUGCGUCCACUACUGGCCCGAGAAGGAGGGCACCUAUGGCCCCUUCACCAUCCGUGUGCAGGCAGUGAGCGAGUCUGUGGAGUACGUGGUCCGGGAGCUCUCCAUCCAGCUUGAAAAGGAACGCCGCAAGGUCAAACACAUCCUCUUCCCUUCCUGGCCGGACCAGCAAACACCUGAGUCAGCCAAGCCCCUGCUGCACCUGGUGUCCAAGGUGGAGGAGACUCUGCAGACUGCAGCCAGCCCAGGGCCCAUCGUGGUGCACUGCAGCGCAGGCAUUGGCCGCACCGGCUGCUUCAUCGCCACCAGGAUCGGGUGCCAGCAGCUGAAGGACAAAGGGGAGGUGGAUAUCCUUGGAAUCGUGUGCCGUCUCCGCAUAGACAGAGGUGGGAUGAUCCAGACGAGCGAGCAGUACCAGUUCCUCCAUCACACACUAGCUCUCUACGCUUCCCAGCUGCCAGAGGGGGAAGGCCGCUAGUGCAGGGCUCCCACCGGGCUUCUGGCUCUCUGCUCUGACCUCUCCUGCACCAGCCUCGGGGGACACCUUCACCAAAACCUCUCCUGAUGCUGCCAGGCCACAGAGCAGCAGCACAAACGUCCCUCAGGAUGAGUACAGCUGAGUGAACCCACGGGGACGGUGGCUUUGGACCCUGGGGAUGAGCAAGGUGUGGUGGUGUGGUGGGUGCUCGAGGUGGCCACUGCUGCCGGCUCGAGGCAGAUUUCACCCAUAGAAAGAAGCUUUGGCUUUUGAGAGGUGCAAGAUCCUGAAGCAGAAGAGCAAGCUGUGCAGAGGAACUGCAGCUGGCAAGCGCCGGGAGCACGGUUUGCCUUUCGGCUGCACUCAAAUGUUCACCCCGUGAGACGCAGCGCUGGUAGAACUACCCCGAAAUAAACGGAGCCUCUGUCCUG